Molecule: messenger RNA, 2287 nt
Organism: Glycine soja
Lineage: Eukaryota; Viridiplantae; Streptophyta; Magnoliopsida; Fabales; Fabaceae
Exons: 1
Coding region: 536-1951 (471 amino acids)
Biological process (GO): positive regulation of growth
Source: RefSeq, a predicted model, not a curated record
AGUUUCCUUUACCAACAACUAUAUAUCAAUCAAUAAUUCAACAGCCGAGAAUCUAAAAAUCCCACAGAGUAAAAACCAAAGCAUAAAAUCCCAGCCCACCCCAAAAACUUAAACACAGAAAAAAACACAUUGGAGGAGCUUCAAUUCAAGCUUUCAUAAAUCACAAUCACAAGUUAAGCCUCUUCCACGCGCUUCUAAAGCGGCUGAAUCUUAAACAAGAAACAACACCAUCUAUCACCCCCUGCCAUUGCAUGUGGUUUUAAAUACUUUAACCUCACUCACCUUUCUCUCUCGUUGAUAAACACAAUCACAACUCUUGUUCAAACACCCCACGAGCUUCUCCAGCAUUUUCAAUCCUCUUCUCUUUUAUCCUUGUCGCUCUGCACCAAAACCUCCCCACUCCUCAAUUAUUUAUUUAUCUAUCUCUUCCUCUUUUUUCUCAUACACAUUUUCUCAAACACAUGGUGCCCUCACUCCUUCGUCACUUCGCUCUAUAGCUUAAAUAACCCAACAAGUUUCCCUUCAAACCUCAACCAUGGCCCUCGAGACGCUCCUCGUGAAGGUCAAAACCGCCAUAUCAAACAGCAUCGACUCGGUUCCGCCGAAGCUCCUGAAGAAGAAACCUUCUUUCAAAGCGAAGCAGAACGUCGGCGUUCUGGCAUUCGAGAUCGGCGGCGUGAUGUCGAAGCUCCUCCACCUCUGGCACUCGCUCUCCGACGCCACCAUCGUGCGCGUCCAAAACGAUGCCUUGAACCUCGAGGGCGUGCGGAAGAUCAUCUCCAACGACGAGUCGUUCCUCCUCGGACUCGCCUGCGCCGAGUUCGCCGAGUCGCUCCGAGUCGCGGCCAACUCGGUGACGCGGCUCAGCGCGCGCUGCGAGGACCCCGCCCUGCGCUCCUUCCACUGGGCCUUCCUCGAGUUCGCGGACUCGGGCCGCGACCCGAACAUGUGGGCCCUCUCCGGCCCAAAAGAUACCGAUUCGAAGCUCAAGAAAAUGGAGCGUUACGUGACCCUCACGGCAACACUCUACCGCGAAAUGGAGGAGCUCACGGUUCUGGAAAACUCCUUCAGAAAAGCCCUGAAUCACGCUGACGGCAACAGCAAAGAUCAGCAGAAACUCUACGAGCUUCAGCAGAAGAUCUUUUGGCAGAAGCAAGAGGUGAAGGAUCUAAAAGAAAGAUCUUUAUGGAGCAGAAGUUUCGACAGUGUUGUUGUACUCCUCGUGAGGUUCAGCUUCACCGUUUUAGCAAGGAUUAAGGUUGUCUUCGGAAUCGGUCGCCACAUGCCUUGUCUAUCUUGUACUUUGUCGGCUUCCGCCACUGUUUAUCCAUCUGACCAAAACCCUAAUGGGUUUGUUUAUGAGUCAUUGGAAGAAGAAGAAGAUUUGAAGCUUGAAGAAGAAGAGGCGAAUGGGUUUUUUGCGGCAAACUCGAAGCUUUUGAGGCCACCCGAGAGCACGUUGGGGGCUUCGGGUUUGGCUUUGCAUUAUGCGAAUCUGAUCAUAGUGAUGGAGAAGAUGAUAAAGUCACCGCACUUGGUUGGUGUGGAUGCGAGGGAUGAUUUGUAUGGGAUGUUGCCGAGGAGCAUAAGGUGGGGUUUGAGGGGAAGAUUGAGAGGGGUGGGGUUUUGUGCAAGUGAUCCUGUUUUGGCUGGUGAAUGGAGAGAUGCGUUAGGGAGAAUAUUGGGGUGGUUGUCACCUUUGGCACAUAACAUGAUCAAGUGGCAAAGUGAGAGAAGCUUUGAGCAACACAAUUUGGUGCCCAAGACUAAUGUGUUGCUGUUGCAGACUUUGUUCUUUGCUAACAAGGACAAGACUGAGGCUGCCAUCACUGAACUGCUUGUGGGGUUGAACUAUAUUUGGAGGUUUGAGAGAGAAAUGACUGCUAAGGCUCUGUUUGAAUGCGCCAAUUCUAAUGGGUUAUUGUUAAAGUUGAACAAACCCAGUCAAUGAGAGCGUUCAUGUAUGAUAUAUAUGAUGAGUUUCUUUAAAUUUCUUACUCUUCCUUCAAGAGGCUCGAAUUGUGUUUCUCUUGAAGUUUAAUUAUAUGGGGGUUGAUCAUUUUAGAUGUAUUGAAAUUGAACCAAGUGAUCGAUCGAUGAUAAGGUCCUUGAUCUGGGUUUGUUUUGCUACUAACCCACCGGCAGCCACCAGGUCUGUAAAUGGAAUAUCAGUGUCUGUAAAUGCAUAUAUGAUUUUUUUUAGUGACAAACAUCUACUACAAGAAGUGUGAAUUGGCCUUCAUGAUUCAUAGUUCCACAAUCACGAGAAAAUAUUCCUUGUGUUCAA